GAUGAAGGAUGGUAAAAGUCUUAAGUUUCCUUCCAUCAAAGUCAUGGAGUAUAUAAAGCACUCGCAUGCAUUGGUACUAUUUGCAAGCUCUCUUGGGAAGAAAGUUUAAGCCUUAGCUAGAAAAAGGAGAGUGAGUAGUGAGUUUUUUGAGAAGCAGAAGAAAGGAAGAAAGGUGGAGUGAGUGAAUUCAAAAAGAUCACCCACCAUGGGGAGACCUCCUUGCUGUGACAAAGUUGGCAUCAAGAAAGGUCCAUGGACACCUGAGGAGGAUAUCAUCCUUGUCUCUUACAUCCAAGAACAUGGUCCAGGAAAUUGGAGAUCAGUGCCUACUAAUACUGGGUUAUCAAGGUGCAGCAAAAGUUGCAGGCUUAGAUGGACAAAUUACCUCAGGCCAGGAAUCAAGAGAGGGAACUUCACUCCCCAUGAGGAAGGAAUGAUAAUUCACUUGCAAGCUCUACUGGGUAACAAAUGGGCAGCCAUAGCUUCCUAUCUUCCACAAAGAACAGACAAUGACAUAAAGAAUUAUUGGAACACCCAUCUAAAGAAGAAGCUGAAGAAAUUUCAAGCAGCCUUGGAUCCACACUCAGCAUCAGACUCAACAGCAAGUGGUCAGUUUCUACCGAAGAGCUUUAGUGACAGAAGAAGCUUAGACAUCAGCAGCAGCAACAAUAAUCAUGGCUCAUCCAUUAGGCUUAGUCAUCAGUCUCAGUCCUCUUCCACAACAUAUGCCUCAAGCACUGAGAACAUCUCAAGACUCUUGGAAGGUUGGAUGAGAUCUUCCCCAAAGCCACUCAAGGGAUCAUCAUCCCAAGAUGAUGAAGAUAUUCAGCUCCAAGGCAUCAAUGAUGAUGAUAAAAAUAACAACAACUUUGAAAGCACUACUAAGCUAGUGAACCUUCAUCAUCUUCAGCACAAAGUAAGAAACAAAGAUGAGCAUCAAGAGGGUGGUGGUGGUGGCGUAGAUAACAUGGUUUCUCAUGAAGAGUUUGAUUCUAUUUUGUCUUUUGAGAACCUUAACAAUGCUGCUUGGGACAAGUCCACUUGUGAUUCCAUGCCAGAAAAGAGUUCUGAAGCUGCUGCUGAGUAUUUUGUUGAUCAUCAUCAUGAUAUAGCUGCUCAUGAGAGGAACAACAUUAGGCAAAAAUCUGAGAACAGUGGUGCUCCUCCAUUGUCAUUUCUUGAGAAGUGGCUCUUGGAUGAAAGUGUUGGUCACCAAGUGGAGGAGAUGAUGGAGUUGUCUCCUAUGUUCUAAUUAACAUGGAAUUGUCACCAAUUAAUCCCUUCAAGUUUGGGAAGUGACAUUCAAAUCUUAUGAUAUUAGUCAGAUGAAAGAAGAGAUCAAAGGAAUGAAACUCUUUGAGAUCUGACUAGGGUUUAAUCCAUUUACAAUGGGUUGAGAUUCUCAGAAGCUAUGGGAUCUCUCUUUCAACUUGUAACUUGGAAGUUCAUGAUGAAGGGUUUAAUUAUUUCAAGUAAUACUAUAUGCUUAGUGCAUCUUGCUCUC
Messenger RNA from Glycine soja, 1504 nucleotides. RefSeq names its product transcription factor MYB60-like. NCBI's taxonomy places the organism in Eukaryota, Viridiplantae, Streptophyta, Magnoliopsida, Fabales, Fabaceae. The transcript has 3 exons. Gene Ontology annotation, biological process: response to auxin. The coding region runs from base 206 to 1252 and encodes 348 amino acids. The record is from RefSeq and is a predicted model, not a curated record.